UCCCGUCGUGCACCUCGCAGGGCGGACAGCGCUUCCUUGUCAAGAUGGCGGCUCCCUUGACUCUGCUGUUGAUUGUGGCCGUUACGAUCCGUGCCGCUUUGUUCCGGUCCAGUUUGGCGGAGCUGAUUGCAGAGAGGGUGGAGGUGGUGUCGCCGAUAACCGCCUGGAAGAGAGUUGUUGAAGGUUUGGCUCUGCUUGAUUUGGGAGUUUCACCAUAUUCUGGAGAUGUUUUCCACGAGACUCCUCUCAUCAUCUACAUGUUUCACUUUUUGGUGGACUACGCAGAGAUCACAUUUAUGCUGGCCGACGUGAUCACCGCUGUGGCUCUUUACAUGGCAGUGAAGGAGUACAACAAACAAGUGUUCAGAAAGCAGAAGUUUGCUUUGGAGGCCGACCGAUACCCCAUGGACUCUCUGGAGCUCAUCAGAAGCCCCAAAGAAAUGUACUACGUCCCUCUGAAAGUAGCCAUGUUUCUCUCGGUUCCUGACCUCACUCCGAACAUCGGCCUCUUCUGGUAUUUCUUUGCCGAGAUGUUUGAACAUUUCCGCCUCUUCUUCCUCUGCGUCUUCCAGAUUAAUGUUUUCUUCUACACCAUCCCUCUGUCCAUCAAACUAAAGGAGCAUCCCGUCUUCCUGAUCUUCAUGCAGUUAGCUGUGAUCUCCAUCUUUAAGUCGUACCCCACUGUGGGAGACGUUGCACUCUACCUGGCCUUCCUUCCUGUCUGGAGUCACCUGCACAGAUUCCUGAGGAACAUCUUCCUGGUGUCCUGUGUCUUGCUGGCCUGUUCGGCUCUGUUCCCGGUUCUCUGGCACCUCUGGAUCUACGCCGGCAGCGCCAACUCCAACUUCUACUACGCCAUAACUCUGCUCUUCAACGUGGCGCAGAUCCUGCUGGUGUCAGAUUAUUUCUACGCCUUCUUGAGGAGAGAGCACCACCUCACCAACGGGCUGUACCUGAAGAGGAAGGACGGCUCUGAGGCGACGCUGAUUCUCAAAUAAAACGCCCCCGUGUUUGCUCUGAAGGGAGGAAUAAACUCGUCUUCUUUUUAUCCUCAGAGGGAACAAACAAAAACUGAAGGAGGGUAAAAGACUUUCAGACCUCCUGUGGUCCUCAAACAGAACAAAACGGCACACGCAGAACGUGCGCACGGUACAGCGUCACAUGCAAACAAUAGCACUGCAACAUACAACAUGACAGACGUGUGGGAUGUCGACACACGGCUUACUCUGAAGCCUCACCUCCACCUGUAACCUCCACCUGUGGUUACUUCCUGUAAGCCACUCUGGGAAAGUUUAUUUUUUGAUGCUUUGUUGUUCUUGCAGCUCCAGGUUUUAUUUUAAAGCACCAGCUGUCGUGCUGAAGGAAAAACCUCUUUUAUUUGAUCAUUCUCGCCCACAUGCACGCGUUUGUGUUUUCCUAAUUGCCUUUUUGUUAAAAGUGGCAUCUGUCGUGGUCAGAGGAGAAAGAAAAAGCUGUUUUUAAGAGCUUAGAAACCUUUAGUUUCUCACCAGUUUAACAGUGUUUGCCUUUUACAGUCUGCUCUUCAGUUCUCGUUUACCUAAAGUCGUCUAAAGUAAAAACCAGUUCAACCUCAUUGUGUUGCAGAACACUACCUGAGAUUUUGAUCAGAAACUGGAAAGUUUUUCUGCGUUUGUCAAACAUCAGAUAAUAACAACUACCGAGCAGGAAACGAAGACUGCAGUGAAUGUGUUGACAACUGAGUCGCUCGAGUUUGGCAUGUUUGGAGAGCAGAAACAGAUAAUCAUCAUUAAGCUUCGGUGGAGGGUUGGAGACUGGUCCCAGGAAGAACACACAUAACAAUGGAUCCAAAUAUUUAUGAUGGUUUUGGUUGUAGAUUUAAAUAUCACAGAGGAGUGGAGUCUGAAAUGUAAAGGGCUCUUCUUCUUCUUCUUCUUCUUCUUCUUCUUCUCCUUCUCCUUCUCCUUCUCCUUCUCCUUCUUCUUCUGGACCAAGUUAAAGCUGCAGUGAGCUCGUGUUUUCCACUUUCAUAUUUAACCCCACAUAAUUCACCAAAUGAAUCCCUGCUUUACUCGUAUUUCUGCAUGUCAUCAAGGUUAUUUACUUAGAUCAAAUUUGUAAUUAACAUUAAAAAAUGAACUCUGAUGUCUGUUUGGUGAAUAUUAAGGUACCAACAGGCAAAAAAGUGUCAAAUGGUUAAUUAGUUAUAUUUAAAAAGUAAAUUAAAACCAGCUGUUUUGUUUUCCAUCUUUAUGUCCUUUAUAUUUACCAUAUUGACGUGUGAGUGGAAUCAAUCUGAACAUCUUCGCAGAUGAAAGGACGACUACAUGCAUGUUUUGCAUGUUUAUAAGACAGUGUCUCAAAUCCGCUCUACACACUCGUUCUGUAACAGCAUUUGUUACAUACAUACUAUUAAAAUCCCACAAAAACAGAAUUACUAUUUUAUACUUACAGGAAAUUACACAGCAAGUCAGAUCCAAUAUAUUUGUUUUGCAGCACAUAUCAUAGAAGUGCCAAAACCUGCAGUUCCUCUAAUGUCCACUAGAGUCUGGCUGUAAUGAGUCAGUCCCCAUAGGCUCCCAUGUUAAAAUGUCCAGCUUUACAGCACAAAUAAAAAUGCUUACAGACAAGUGCAUCCAUGGUUUUGGCUAACUAGUUUCCUCCUUCAUAAGGUGUUUGUAUUUUUAAUGACUCGUCUGUUUAAUUUUUAUUUGGCUUAAAGUUUGAUGCUGUUGCUGCUUUCACUCUCAGGCGGGUAGAGUUACAGGCGUCACCUCGGCUAACUGAGUCUGAACCGGACCUUUCGACUGUGUUUGUGCUGUUGGUGCCUUGUGGAGCAAGGAGCAAGUGUGCUUCAGCGUUGGUGAAUGAAAUACUAAUAUCUGCCUGUACUAAGCACUAAUUAGCAGGUACGAGUGUCUGAGAAACUGCACUCGGUUUAUGAAUGAAGUUGUUUUUUUUUGUUCAAAGGUUUUCGUCAAACUGCAGCCAGAUUCGACCACAGCGACACUUUGAACACUGAUUCAGUCACUUUGCUGGUGUGACUUCACUACAAACUCAGACUCAGCUCAGAAACCGUGUAUGAUGGAAUCGGGACAUGAAAUCAAAGUUUUGUUUUCUGUUCGUUGAUGAUUUCUCGUUGUAACAUGAAAUAAUUUUAUCGGCACCUGUGAACAACCAUGUUUGCUUUCAGUAGAUGUUGGGAAACAUGCAGUUACAUUAAAAAUGAAAAACACAUCCUGUGUUUGUGUCUGCAAACUGCACCCACUCACUGCCCAGUAACAUGACAACAGUCUGUUUUGGGCAAAUAGCAACUGUUUUAAUGCAAUGAUUCAUUUUUGGUGUAUUUAUUUGCUGCACUGAAACAUUUGCUCAGAUUUUGUUUCGUGAAAAAGGAGCUCUGUGUUGUUUUGAUACUGCGCGUAUGUACGAGUUUGAUUAAAGUUCAGGGUUUACAAGGGCCGACGUUACGUUUGAACCGUGAUUGUCAUAAAUGUUGAUUAAUAAACUCCGGGUGCUGGUUUA
This is a messenger RNA of Haplochromis burtoni (Burton's mouthbrooder), 3504 nucleotides long. RefSeq names its product phosphatidylinositol glycan anchor biosynthesis, class U (gene pigu). Gene Ontology annotation, cellular component: GPI-anchor transamidase complex; membrane. The record is from RefSeq and is a predicted model, not a curated record. Gene Ontology annotation, biological process: protein localization to cell surface; attachment of GPI anchor to protein. NCBI's taxonomy places the organism in Eukaryota, Metazoa, Chordata, Actinopteri, Cichliformes, Cichlidae.